AUCCCGGCAGGGUUCUCUGAUGCGCUGAACGAAACAAAACAAGGCAAUCAGCCUCAGCGCGGGUAUCACACCUUCUCAAAUCAAACAAAAAAUCAAAAAUCUCAAGGGACAAGGCAGGAAAAAUUGUCUUAGGGAGGAUUUGGAUGUUUCAUCCCCACCCGUAUCUUCCGAGGGCAGAUUUCUUACGGAGAGUGAGUCACUACUGGAACAAACCAAGGGCCAUCUCACUUCUCUCGCUUCACUCUCUCAGUUGUUCCCUUCCUUCAUUUGCCCCGCAUCCUGCCCCUCCCUAUCAAACCUCCGGACUUUUUCACUCAAUAACACCCCGACCAAUAGCCAUUGCCAAGCAGCGAUUCCUAGAAACACUUAUCAGAAAUAGACCCAUGGCCACUGAGUCCACGACCGGUCCCAUUACAGGAGUUCCUCCUUCCCCUUCUCUUGAGUCGCUCAACAAACAGCUUAACAAUUGUGGAAUCUCCGAACCUCUUACUCCGUUCCCCGGCUCUAACCCUACUACAAACCCGGUUGAUGUCUACCGAUGCUAUAUUGCCCAUGUUUUGGCCCCAAUUACUGGUGUCGAGCUCGAGCUAGUUUACCCGGCGCUAGAGUGGACGCAGAACCUCGAGAAGGGUGAUUUGAUUCUUGCUGCCCCAAGGUUGAGGAUCCCAGGGAAAAACCCGAGCGAGCUCACUAAGGAGUGGGCAGAGAAGUUCCCCGAAAACCCUUAUGUUCGUUCCCCUACAGCUGCUGGGACUUUCCUUCAGUUCUAUUUCAAGAAAGAUGUGCUCUCAAAGCUUGUUCUUAGUUCAAUCCUCAGCAGGAAGAGCGCCUAUGGUCCCAUUGAUACUGGGAAAGGCAAACGUGUUAUCGUUGAGUUCUCAAGCCCCAAUAUCGCCAAACCUUUCCAUGCCGGACAUCUCAGGAGUACCAUUAUCGGUGGUUUCUUGUCAAACCUUUAUGAGAGCUGCGGUUGGGAUGUUAUUAGAAUGAACUACCUUGGAGAUUGGGGGAAACAAUUUGGAAUUCUCGGUGUCGGUUACAAGCGAUUCGGUUCCGAGGAAAAACUACUAGAGGACCCCAUCAACCACCUCUUCGAGGUGUACGUAGCGAUUAACAAAGUUGUGGAGCAGGAGAAGGAGGCUGAAAAGAAUAAGGCGGCAGAAAAGGGUGAAAAGCAGAUCAGCAAUGGACCAACCGACCAGGAAGCUCUGGAGUUCUUCUUCAAAAUGGAACACGGUUCUGAGGAAUGCAUAGCCAUGUGGAAACGGUUCAGAGAACUGAGCAUCGAGAAGUACAAGGCAACUUACUCCCGGCUUAACAUUUCCUAUGAUGUUUACUCCGGAGAGUCCCAGGUCUCGAAGGAGAGCAUGGAAAGGGCGGGAGAGAUGAUGAGAGAGAUGGGCAUUUCUUCUGAGUCUGAUGGCGCCAUUGUGGUUGAUUUCAAGCCACACGCCAAGAAGCUUGGAAAGGCGGUCGUUCAAAAGAAGGAUGGUACAACCCUCUAUCUUACCAGAGAUAUCGGGGCUGCCAUGGAGCGUUACGAAAAGUACAAGUUCGACAAGAUGAUCUACGUUGUGGCCUGCCAGCAAGACCUUCACUUACAACAACUGUUCAUGAUAUUAAAACUGUUGAAACUUGAUUGGGCUGAUAGACUGACACACGUUAAUUUUGGUAUGGUAUUGGGCAUGAGCUCCAGGAGGGGAACUGUCGUAUUCUUGGAUGAUAUUCUUGCGGAUGCUAGGGAUAAGAUGCAUGAAGUUAUGAGGAAAAACGAAGAAAAGUACAAGCAAGUCGAAGAUCCUGAAAUGGUUGCUGAUGUAGUCGGACGUACCGCCGUCAUGAUUCAGGACAUGUCUGGCAAGCGGAUCAACAACUACACUUUCGAUAUGGCGAGGAUGACUUCCUUUGAGGGUGAUACCGGUCCUUAUCUUCAAUACGCGCAUUCCCGCCUUUGCUCCAUCCAGCGCAAGUCAGGCAUUCCCAUUCCGGAGCUCCUUAACGCGGACUUUUCUCUCCUUACGGAGGACCACGCAAUCAAUCUCAUCAGAUGCCUUGCGCAGUAUCCUGACGUUCUCCAAAACACACUCAAGACCCUGGAGCCUACCACGGUUGUCACCUAUCUUUUCAAGAUGACACAUUUGCUAAGUUCUAGCUAUGAUGUUUUGAGGGUUAUUGGAGAGGAGCCCAGGUUGUCAGCUGCAAGGAUGGCAUUAUAUGAGAGUGCACGACAAGUUCUAAACAAUGGAAUGAGGCUGCUGGGCCUUACCCCUGUCGAACGUAUGUAAACUACGGAUACGGAGCGGAGGACUUUCGAUAGACACUUGCCUCGCCAAAUAAAAUGUUUUCUCCCUUGG
Messenger RNA from Tuber melanosporum (Perigord truffle), 2354 nucleotides. RefSeq lists its product as uncharacterized. NCBI's taxonomy places the organism in Eukaryota, Fungi, Ascomycota, Pezizomycetes, Pezizales, Tuberaceae. Gene Ontology annotation, biological process: arginyl-tRNA aminoacylation; mitochondrial translation. The record is from RefSeq and is a predicted model, not a curated record. The transcript is spliced from 7 exons. Gene Ontology annotation, molecular function: ATP binding; arginine-tRNA ligase activity. Gene Ontology annotation, cellular component: cytoplasm; mitochondrion. Bases 384 to 2285 code for a protein of 633 amino acids.